AUGAGCACUGUGGACGCCGAAACGGCAGCGCAAGCCAAAAUGCGACGAGAGGCAAAUGCGAAUCUCGGCCCGUGGCGAAAUGUCCUGCUGGCACUAUCAAAGGAGUUGCCCCUUCACUAUAGUACGAUGCCGGUAGAAGGAGUUUUGGCCUGUUUGCGAGAGAAGAAGGAUCCACGCGUGAUAACAAUGCUGGAUACACUAAAACAAGAAUUAGGAGAUGGAGUGUGUGAUACAAAUGAAGAAGAAGCAGAAAAAUGGAAAAAUAAAGGAAUGGAAGCUUAUAAAAAUGGAAAAUUAGAAGAAAGUGUACUUAUGUUUACUCGUGGAAUGAUGUAUGCUAAAGAGGAUGUAACGUUAGAAAUGCUUAUUUAUAAUCGAAGUACAAGUUUCUUUGCACAACAACGUAUAUUGGAAGCACUUAUAGAUGCUCAUACUGUUAUGAUAAUGAGAUCCAAUAAUUGGGAAGCUCUACAACAACGUGGAAUGUGUUUAAAAAAAUUAGGAUUUGAAGAAGAAGGUACAAAAGAUAUGGAAGCUGCAGCUAAUAAAGAUAUAGAAUCUGCAAAUGGUAAAGAAGUUUUGGCCAAAAUUCUUCAAUCUGAUACUCUUAUUGAUAGUAAUGGUAAAAAUAUUCAUGAUGGUAGUUUAUUAUUUAUACCUGGGGAAACUAAUACUAGUAUUCCUAUUUCCAUUGAAAGUAUUUCUGGAGUAAAUGAAAAAGGUGUAGUAUCGAAAACGCGUAUAGAGAGUGGUGAAAUUCUGCGAGAAACACCCAUUGCACAUGCUUUAUAUGAUGAUCACUGGGGAAUUAGAUGUUGUUAUUGUUUUCGAGUCACUCGAGUUUUAUAUCCAGGAAUAACGUAUAGAAAAAGAGGAAAAAUAUCACGAGGAUUAUUUUGUAGUGAAUCUUGUGCAAAUACUAGUUGGGAACGAUAUGGACAAUAUGAAACACAUAAUCCAUUUUUUCAAAUAUGUCCUAUAGAUGCGUUAUUGGCAUCUCGUAUGCUUCGUAUGGAAAAUAAAAAAAAUGUUGAUAUUCAUUCUCUUCGUGGAGAUUUUUCAGGAGAACUUCAACCCGCUGCUGUGAUUGGAGGAUUUGAAACGGUAGUGAGUCUCAUUGGAUUAGUAUUAGGAGCACUAACUCCAGAAGAAGCGAAUCGUCUUCGUUUGACUCAACGUCAAGUUAUUCUUUCUGGAUUGGAUGUAAGAUUUUUUACAGGUUCUCAAAUUACAAUAAAUACAGAAACGGGUGAAGCUUUCAUGGAUGAUUCUAAACCUAUAUUAGUAGGAAAAGGUAUUUAUAUAAUGACAAGUCAUUUUCGUCAUUCUUGUGAUCCCAAUUGUUUUUUAUCUUUUGUUGGAAAUCCAUUGGAUUGUUCCUUAUCUCUUACUAUUCGUGCCAUUAAAUCUAUUGGAAAUGGAGAAGAAUUAACAAUUGCUUAUCAUAAUAUGACAACUUAUAAAGCCGUGAGUGCACUAACACGUCAACGUGCUCUUGUGGAAAGAUGUGGUUUUAUUUGUCAUUGUUCUGCUUGUAUGGAUAAUAAAGAUGAACGUGUUUCUUUAGAAAAAAAAGAAUAUUAUAUUAAAGCUGCGGAUUUAUAUCAAAAAGGUUGUCGUUUAAUACGUGAAGGUCAAUAUGAAGUUGCGGCUACAGUUCUUUCACAGAGUUACAACAUCGCCAUGGAACAUUUAUGUCCACCACCAAGACCUCCACAAUCUAUGAUUCCAAAAACACAUAUGGCUCUUGCAAAGGCAUUUAAUCAUUUAAAAAAUAAUGUAAAAUGUGCAGAACAUCUUGAGGCUAAAGUGGAAGCAGAAAAAACUCUUUAUGGGGAAAAUCAUGUGGAGUUUAUUGAUGAUUUUAUUCGUUUGGCAUUUUUUGAGCCUACAGAAGAAAAGAGAAGAAUGUAUGCAGAAAAAGGAGUAGAGUUAUUACAACGUUUUUACGCACCUUCAAAAGAAAUGAAUACUGUAAUAACUCGUAUACAGUCGUUUGUAGUGCGAAAACAUUGUUGA
Molecule: messenger RNA, 2019 nt
Organism: Trypanosoma theileri
Lineage: Eukaryota; Euglenozoa; Kinetoplastea; Trypanosomatida; Trypanosomatidae
Product: SET and MYND domain-containing protein
Exons: 1
Coding region: 1-2019 (672 amino acids)
Molecular function (GO): protein binding
Source: RefSeq, a predicted model, not a curated record